UUUGCACUCUCGCAUUAUUCUCCACACACACACAAACACCACGGUUGCAGAGGAACUUUGCAAAGUGUGAAACUUUUUGCACGGAUACCGAGAGGAAAAUAGGAUAAACUUUUAAAAGGACAUCAUCAUACCUUUACGUGAACUAUUUGUGUGCUUCAGGUCAUGUCAUCAAUAAAAGUCGAAUGUGUUAUCAAAGAAAAGAAUGAAGUCGGUGAGAGUCCAGUCUGGGAGGAGAAGGACUCCUCUUUGCUGUACGUUGAUAUCACAGGUCAAAAGGUCAGCCGGUGGAGCUCUCUGACCAAACAAAUAGAGAGUAUUGGCACAGAGAAACUGGUCGGCUGUGUGGUUCCACGGCAGGCUGGGGGUUACGUCAUCGCAGAAGGAACUCGAUUCGCUUUUGUUGACUGGGAAAAGCGGUCAAUUACAGCUGUUGCCGAAGUGAAUGAGAAACCAAACACCCGCUUCAACGAUGGAAAAGUAGAUCCAGCUGGAAGGUUUUUUGCAGGUACCAUGUGUAUGGACAUGAAGCCUGAUGUGGUGGAUGCAGCCCUGUACAACCUUCAACCUGACCACUCUGUCGUCCGCCAUUUUGACCAAGUGCACCUCUCCAAUGGUUUGGACUGGUCUCUGGAUCAUCGAGUCUUCUACUACAUCGACAGUCUGGCAUUUAUGGUGGAGGCCUUUGACUAUGACAUCCAAACUGGAGGGUUAUCUAACCGCAGGACGGUUUACAAGAUGGAGAAAGAUGAAGGCAUACCAGACGGUAUGUGCAUAGACACAGAAGGCAAGCUGUGGGUCGCCUGCUUCAAUGGAGGAAGAGUGUUGCGGAUCGACCCUCAAACAGGCAAGCGUUUGCAAACCGUGAAGCUUCCAGCAGAGAGAAUCACUUCAUGCUGUUUUGGAGGGAAAGACUACAGUGAUCUGUACAUCACCUCAGCAUAUAUAGGCAUGGAUGCUGAAGCACUGGCUAAACAACCUGAGGCUGGUUGCACAUUUAAGGUGACUGGUUUAGGGGUGAAAGGAAUCCCACCAUACUCAUACACUGGAUAAAAACCAGGGGGAAAUGACCAUUUUGCAGUUUUUACGGUUCUAAAACAAU
Messenger RNA from Danio aesculapii, 1099 nucleotides. It is a transcript of the gene rgn, whose product is annotated as regucalcin. Gene Ontology annotation, biological process: L-ascorbic acid biosynthetic process. The record is from RefSeq and is a predicted model, not a curated record. Bases 163 to 1050 code for a protein of 295 amino acids. Lineage: Eukaryota; Metazoa; Chordata; Actinopteri; Cypriniformes; Danionidae. The transcript has 7 exons. Gene Ontology annotation, molecular function: enzyme regulator activity; calcium ion binding; gluconolactonase activity.